Messenger RNA from Mucor mucedo, 2098 nucleotides. RefSeq lists its product as uncharacterized. The transcript has 2 exons. NCBI's taxonomy places the organism in Eukaryota, Fungi, Mucoromycota, Mucoromycetes, Mucorales, Mucoraceae. The coding region runs from base 160 to 1977 and encodes 605 amino acids. The record is from RefSeq and is a predicted model, not a curated record.
UUUUUUUUUUUUUUUUUUUUUUUGUCAGUCUUGCUGAAUGGGUGUAAUAAGGUUUGCGUCUAUUUUUAAAUAGAAAAAGGGGGGAGGGGCUUGGUAAUUAUAGUUUAAAACAUUAAUUUAAUUUCGACCUUUUCUUUUUUGGAUAUCAAAACACGAAUUAUGAGAAACUUCAACUCUUUACCUCUUGAAAUCUGGAAUAUCAUUCUAUCGCAUGCUGGAGAGUCUGUUAAAGAUGCUCGAUUGAUGGCUGUUAAUAAGCAUUGGUACAAUAUUUUUCUAUCGGCCACCUUUACCGAUCCCUGUGUAUCUCUAGAUGGUAAAUGCUCUACAUAUGAUUCUAUUAUAAACUCUCCCUUUCAACCAGGACAAUGGGCAAAAGCAAUCACCUUUCAACGUUUUAAAAUGGAGGAUGAUCUAACCCAAGUAAAACUUUAUGCUUUAAUGAUACAUACGCCCCAUGUUGUACAUGUAGCAUAUAGUUCAGAUGAACCAAUCUAUGCGCAAGACUGGAGCUAUUUCUAUACGGUAUUGAGAAUGGCAAACGUCUGGAAUUUAUAUCGUUUACCUAAAGAGUGGUAUUGGACAAGCAGGAAUAUUCAUUUGAUUUAUCCGAUUUAUUUAAAAUGCGCAGAACAUCUGAAGCACUCGCUUACUUCACUACGCUUGAUUAAAGAAGUCUUACCAAUGAAUUUCGAUUUUAGUUUUUUCCAUAGAUUUACCGCAUUAACUUCUUUGGACAUUAAAAAAGGCAUUCUUAAAAAUGUAUACGAUUUAGAUACCCUACUGCAACAUACACCUCAAUUGGAAACUCUCACGGUAGAUUUCAAAGGCACAUGUUUUGUAUCAGAUCGACAACGCAAUGGCGACGAUAACGGAAAAUUGAUGAGUGGAGUGUAUCACAACAUAAAAACGCUUAUAUUUACAAACUUUAUAUUUCAAAAGGACAACCGAGUAAGCAUGCUUUAUACCAAUUUCACAGGUCUUCGAAAUAUACAUAUUCAGUGUGCUCAAAGCAUCCUCGCCUUAAAGAAGCCAGAAACAUCAAAACGGUUUUUCAAGAUGCUCGCAUCACUUUUUUGGUUCAAAAUUACAUUUUCUGGAGAUACUAUUGAUAUUGUGUCAGAUUUUAUAAACGAAAAUUGUCAACAUAAAAUGCAUGCAUCUGUAUUCAACACCACAUCUACUAGUGAAUCAAUCACCCUCAGUGGAGUAAAUAUUGGCAUCCGGCAGCCAAUAAGGAUAGAUUAUUCUUUGUAUGCCAUCCACACAAUCAGACAUAUUUUUUCGAACUUGGGUCAAAACAUACAACAACUUGAUUUCAAUUUGUUGAAAGGGCAGGAAGCUGUGCUGUACAUGAAUACCCUUUUUAGUAACCAGCACGAAAACUUACGCUCUGUUACAUUCUAUAAAUUUGAACUCACAAGGUCUGGCAUAGAAGAUGACACAAAUACAGGCUACACCCAAAAUAUAACGUUUGAGGAAUGCAAACUUUCUAGACAAGCUCUCCGUUUGUUUUCACCGCGCUUUGCAACAUUAGACACGGUAAAUAUCAACGGUUGCAACUUUGAGGGAUCGGGUGAUGUUCCUUGGUUAAAUAUUACAAUGCCAAAGACCGAUAUUCGCAAACUAUGUAUAUCGUCUGACCCUACAUUCCCCUGCAACCUUUUCGAUUUAAAUUCUAGUAAUAAUGAUGAUGAUGAUGACAAAUUAUCCAAUCAGCAUAAUAUUCCAAGUACUUUUCCUUUAAUUUCAAUCACUCUAGCUGAAGAGGGUGGAGAUGUAACAAGAUAUUACUAUACAAGAAAUGAAGAGACACCAACCGUUGUAGAAACAACAAGAACACAAUUCUUUCUACUUGCUCGAGAUAUACCAUUUAAAGUUCUUAACAAAAUUGUAUGCGUCCACGUCAAGUCUAUCCGGGAACUUUCUUUAAAAUUAACCAGUGAUCGAUCAAACGAUAUUCAGAUGGUUUUCUAGUACCCCCGCGAUACUACUUAUCAUAAAAACUCGAAUAAAACACAAGUUAUACAAAAAAAAAAAAACUAACAUCAAUCAAAUAUGUUCUUCUUGAAGCAUGGAAGAGUCAAGUAAAGGGCUA